Messenger RNA from Anopheles cruzii, 2830 nucleotides. Its product is annotated as nose resistant to fluoxetine protein 6-like. Lineage: Eukaryota; Metazoa; Arthropoda; Insecta; Diptera; Culicidae. The coding region runs from base 127 to 2382 and encodes 751 amino acids. The record is from RefSeq and is a predicted model, not a curated record. Gene Ontology annotation, molecular function: acyltransferase activity, transferring groups other than amino-acyl groups. The transcript is spliced from 9 exons.
CGCGCUCUAGAUCGUUCCCGAGCCGAUCCGCCGAUUGAUCGCCAAGAAGGCUCAACGAAAGGCUAAUGAUCGUCGCGCGGACGAAUUAGCUUCGAUUUGUGCACCUGACAAAGUUCGUGAAUUAUCAUGAAAACUCGAUUAAUCAAGGCCUGGCGGCCCGGAGGAUCGCCGCCCGCGGUGAUCGUGUUGCUCGGUGUUGCCAUCGUUGGUUUCCUGUGUGUGGGUCAACCAGCGUCGGCCAGCGUUCAGGUGUUCGACGUGCUGUUCGGCUACAACAAAAGUGAAUACUGGCAGAUGCCGCAGCUCCAUCUGUACGACAGCAUGGAGCACUGUCUCCACAAUAAGCCGCAAGGCGUAUUUUGCGUGGCGAAGGUGGCCAUCAAACCCGACGCCAGGUCCGCCGUUUGGCGCCUGAUCAAAAAGUACUCCAAGUACACGUUUCAGUACAACCACGACGUGCUGACGCGCGGUGUGUGCAUGGAGAAGUGUUCCGGUGUGAUUGAUGGGUUGGUAGCAUCCGGAACGCCAGCCGAGCGGUACUACGAGCCGAAGUUUAACAUUACUAAAAGGUUCAUCAUGUCCGACUGGAUGCUGCCGAAUGUAACGCAGUACCGCAAAGCGUACGGCCGGCUGGUGAACGUGUGUCAAAACUAUGCCCUCCGCUCACAGUACAAUCUCAGUGGUUACGCCGAAAUCGAGGAGUGCACCACCAACGAUACCCUCGUCAGACCAACAGACACUUUGGAUGUGGCCUACACAACGCUGCUAUGCACCCUGUUCGUCCUGGCCGUUGGCUCGCAGUGCUACGACAGUCGGCUGGCACGAGCUUCCGCCAACGUGAAGCACUUUGCGCGACCGCUCAAAAACCGAGUGGCAACGAUGGCGACGGCUUUCUCCGUGCGCAGGAACUGGGCUCGGUUGACACAGAAAUCGUCCCAGUGCCAGUACCAGCAGGAUCUGGACUUUAUCGAUCAGAUUCGCGUCCUGACGAUGUGUUUCAUUCUGAUGCUGCACGUGUUCAUCGGCAUGGUCAUGUUCACCUCGCAGAACCCACUGGCGAUGGAGCAGUUUUUGGCUCACCCGGUGUCGCAGAUGCUGUUCUCGAUAGUGCCAUUCCAGGUGGACCUGUUUCUCUGCAUCAGCGGUCUGCUGCUGACGGUGCAGUUCUUGCAGCACACGGAAAACAAACGCUUCCGCCUCAGCAUCCUCUGGCAGGGGCUGAUCAAUCGGUACCUUCGGUCACUCCCAGUUUACGCGGUGCUCAUGCUGUUCACCGUGUCCCACUACGACACCUUCCUGACGACACCGUCCGCGUACAAAAUUCUGCCCAAAAUGCGGCUCAUCUGCCGGCGCAAAUGGUGGAUCAACUUCCUCUACAUCAACAACUACUACCAGCCGGAGGAGCAGUGUCUCAUCCAUACCUGGUACCUGGCGGCCGAUUUUCAGCUCUUCGUUGUCGGACUGCUCAUCAUGACGGUCCUCUGGAGAUUCCCCAGGGCCUCGUUCUGGUGCGCGUCCGCGAUGGGUCUGGUCGGAUUCGUUCUUCCGAUGAUCAACACCUACCUGAGCGCGGUGGACGCCGUGAUGCCACUGACCAUGAAAGGCAACGAGUAUCAGCUUUGGUACGAUGAGUAUUUCGUCCGUUCGUACCAAGCAACGGAAACGCACUGCGCUAGUUACUUCGGGGGCAUGAUCGCCGGCCUGAUGUACCACAAGAUUUCCCGCAAAGAGUUCUCUCUACCGAUCAAGAUGGUACGUAUCCGUUUGGGACUGAGACCAUCACCUACACUGACCCUCAUAUCAUUCUUCCAACAGCUGCGCAAUGUAUUCUCCCUCGCGUCGAUCGCGAUCGUCGGCUUUGCGGUACAGGCGCCGCUCUAUAACAUCAUGCAGUUCAGCAAACCUUCCAUCUGGAUGGCCGUCCUGUCCGGGGUGCACAAGCUGGCGAUCGGCUCGUUCUACUCGGUGGCCUUCCUGUUGCUGGCUUUUCACAAUCGCAACACCGCCGUACGGCGCUGGUUGGCGGGAAAUACGCUGAGCCGAGUGCUCGCGAGACUAGGCUUCGGGUUCUACCUAAUGCAGAUGACGGUUCUGAAGGUGGUCUUCAGCAACUACCCGGAAGAUACGCGUAUCAACGUGCAGCUGAUUAUCUCAACGUACUGCUCAACGUUCGUCCUCUCGUACGCAGUGGCGUUGGUAGCAUUUCUGCUGGUGGAGAAACCUUUCGAUGUGCUGCUGAAGCUGCUGCUCGGCCAGGGUAAACGGCAGGGAAAAUCACCAUCUGCAGAGCCCGUUGGUGACGUCAUUAUAUCGACCGUGAUGGAGGUCGUGAAGCUGUCCGGACAUGCUCAGAGUAACGGUCAGCCACCAAACCAUCCAUAGAUGAGUUAGAUGGUAGGCUCUAGUGAAAUUAGUAUCAUAAGAAAAACUUUAAGGAACCUUCAAGUGAACUCACCAGCGGACAAUCUUGAUUAAGUACUCAGUUAGUAGGGAAUCCGACAUUUAUUUUUGUCAAUAGCACAUAGCUAGCACGUAAGGCGUUAGUGGAAACUUGUAACUAUUGGUCCUUAGGCAGCGAUUCCUUGUCGGUGCCAUUUCUCCGUACCGCGCUGUGUUUCUGUGAACCUGCGGAAGGAACGCAAACGAGCUGUAUUAGCAUUUGAAAACUCUUGAUUUCGGAUGCGAUCCCUCUCUUACUCAACAAUCGUUUGCAAAUGGCAGCGCACGGAAACUCCACGAGCAACGCCAGCACCAACGCUGCAGUGUAGCACCCAACCCACGAGUAGACCACGGAUUGGAACUAGGGAAAAUAAAUUGUAAAAAGCUAACG